AGGAAGUCUAAUCUCCCAACCUGAUAUCUUGAAGUCUUAUCCAAUAAAUAUACGUUUUGACAGAGAAGCUGUGCACAAACUGGAAUAUUCACUCAUGUCUAUGUGUGCAGAAAUGUAAGUUAUGUUUCCUUUAACGUUAACCUUAACUGCGAAUCGAAACUUCAGCGUCCAUGGCGAGUGAUGAGAGGGACAACCAGGAUCCCCAGCGGCCUGCAGUGGUGGUCACGGCAGGAUCGGACAGCUCCGGGCCAGGCGGCGGUCUCAGCAGCCUCCGAGCGCUCACGGGCUGCGUCCUGUGCGUCCUGAUCGUCUCCACCCUUCUGGGUAACACUCUGGUGUGCGCCGCGGUGAUUAAAUUCCGCCACCUGCGCUCCAAAGUCACCAACUCCUUCGUGAUCUCUCUGGCGGUGUCCGACCUGUUCGUGGCCGUGCUGGUGAUGCCCUGGAGGGCGGUGUCCGAGGUCGCGGGCGUCUGGCUCUUCGGACGCUUCUGCGACACGUGGGUGGCCUUCGACAUCAUGUGCUCCACCGCGUCCAUCCUCAACCUGUGCAUCAUCAGCAUGGACCGCUACUGGGCCAUCUCCAGCCCCUUCAAGUACGAGCGCAAAAUGACGCGCAGGUUCGCCUUUCUGAUGAUCUGUGUCGCCUGGACGCUCUCCAUCCUCAUCUCCUUCAUCCCGGUGCAGCUCAACUGGCACCGCGCGAACGCCGACAACUCCACGACGGACAACCCAGACGACUGCAACGCCAGCCUGAACCGGACCUACGCCAUCUCCUCGUCCCUCAUAAGCUUCUACAUCCCCGUGGUGAUAAUGGUGGGCACAUACACGCGUAUUUUCCGCAUCGCGCAAACCCAAAUCAGACGGAUCUCGUCUUUGGAGCGGGCGGCAGGGCCCCGUGCGCAGAACCAACGCCACCGCGCGUCAACGCACGACGAAAGCUCGCUGAAAACGUCCUUUAAGAGAGAAACGAAAGUCUUAAAGACUCUGUCCAUCAUCAUGGGAGUGUUUGUGUUCUGCUGGCUGCCGUUUUUCGUGCUGAACUGCGUGGUGCCGUUCUGCGACCUGGAAUCGCUCGGCGAGCCGCCGUGCGUCAGCGACACCACAUUCAGCAUCUUCGUGUGGUUCGGCUGGGCCAACUCAUCGCUGAACCCUGUCAUUUACGCCUUCAACGCCGACUUCAGGAAGGCCUUCUCCACCAUCCUGGGCUGUAACAAGUACUGCUCCAGCUCCACGGUGGAGGCCGUGGACUUCAGCAACGAGCUGGUGUCUUAUCACCACGACACCACCAUGCAGAAGGAAGCCUGCGCCAUGCCGGGCGCCGGCGUGCAGAGACUCCUGCAGCUGCCUCACACAGAUGGAGAUCUGGGGCAGAACAUUGACAGAGUUUCUGUCAUUUCGGACGAUUCCCGCAACCACAGCAACUUACUGCUGCCUGCGAUUCUGCAGUAUGAGUGCGAGGCGGAGAUUUCUUUAGAAAUGUUGCCCUUCAACUCCUCCGGACACACAGACUGUUAUAACAUCCCGGGUCAAAUCCAGGACCUGUGAGCAACCCUGAACAAUAAAAACUCAACAUUUCCUGCAUGAUGCAGAGGCCCCCCUGCGCAGUUUCCAUUAGAGCUGCAACAAAUAAUCGCCAACUGUUUUGAUAAUCUAUUAAUAUUUUAAGCCAUUUUUAAAGUUUUUCAGUCUCUUAAAUGUGGAGAUUUCCCAUUUUAUUUGUUUUAUAUGUGUUUAAACUGAAUAUUUUGGGGUUCUAUACAAAACAAGACAUGUAAAGACAUGGACAUUUUUUCAUAGUUUUCUGACAUUUUAGAGAUCAAACGAUAAUUUGAUUAAUCGAGAAAAUAAUUAGUUAAAUAAAUAGUUGCAGCCAUAGUUUCUACAUCAUCCCAGGGAGGAAAGUGUUUUUGUGCAGAUAUAACCAAAGUAUUAUGUUUAGAAUCUGAGAAAAUUCAGUAAAACCUGAAACAUCUUCGGACCCUUUAGAUUCAUGUUGGGGGCCUCUCUUUGGGUCUUGACCCAAAAUUUCACAAACAAGCAUUUUCACAAACAGCAGACUGGACUCUGUCUACAGAGAUAAAUCAUGAG
Molecule: messenger RNA, 2090 nt
Organism: Perca fluviatilis (European perch)
Lineage: Eukaryota; Metazoa; Chordata; Actinopteri; Perciformes; Percidae
Product: D(5)-like dopamine receptor
Exons: 2
Coding region: 171-1547 (458 amino acids)
Biological process (GO): adenylate cyclase-activating adrenergic receptor signaling pathway
Cellular component (GO): membrane
Molecular function (GO): G protein-coupled receptor activity
Source: RefSeq, a predicted model, not a curated record